AGCGGUGGGAGAGCAGAGGCGUAAACCGCUGCUUCUCUUUGGUCUGGCAGAGAGAUAGAGGAGGGGAGGGCUCUGUUUGAGGGAAAAGAACGACUCCCCCUUAACAUUCACACACACACACAGACGGGGAAGGUAAUAGCGGCUGGGUGUUCUGCAUUCCCCCCCCCCCCCGAUGAGAAUUCGCUGCAUCGGGGUCUUUACAGUCGAUGUAGAAAACGAAUUGCGGAAGUGAAAGAUAGAAAUGCUUAACUCCGCCUUGUAUGAACGGACGCAGAUCCUCCUCGGUGACGACGGCAUUCGCGCCCUGCAAGGCACCAACGUCUUCCUCGCCGGCACCGGCGGCGUGGGCGGCCACUGCGCCGAGGCUCUCGUACGCGCCGGCAUCGGCAGCAUCACCAUUGUCGAUCACGACGUGGUCUCCUCCUCUAACAAAAACCGACAGCUCAUCGCAUUGGACAGCACUAUUGGGAAGAGUAAAGUGGAGGAACUGGCGCGGCGACUGCGGGAUGUAAACCGGCACUGCUGCAUCGUGGCGCUGGACACCUUUAUCACGUCCGAGGACGUGGAGGAGUUGCUGUCAAGGCAGCGCUACGACUUUGUGGUGGACUGCAUCGACAGCGUGGAGUGCAAGGUGGCGCUGCUGGCCGCAGCCGUGAAGCUGAAGCUGCGCGUUUAUUCGUCUUGCGGCGCGGGUGGUCGGCUUGACCCGUCGCUGGUAAAGGUGGGCGAUUUGUUCGAGACGGAGAAUGACGGCCUCGCACGCGUGUGUCGGGCGGCGCUGCGGAAGCGCAACAUCGGGCCUGGCUGCAUCACCGUGGUGCACAGCACCGAGAAAGGGAGGCCCCCACUGGAGCCGCAGCGGCAGGAGGCGGGUGGGCGCGAUCGGGCGAUGAAUGGGACGAUCAGUUACAUGCCGCCGAUUUUUGGGUUAAUGCUGGCCGCCGCGGUGUUGCGGUGCGCGGUGGACCCGGCGGCGCACGAUGCGGAGGUGGCCCGACAGAAGAAGCGAGCCGCGAAGCAGGAGAAACGGCAAAGUAAGAAGAGGCGCAAGGAGGCUGUCAAUUGA
This is a messenger RNA of Leptomonas pyrrhocoris, 1066 nucleotides long. Its product is annotated as putative ubiquitin-activating enzyme. The coding region runs from base 242 to 1066 and encodes 274 amino acids. The record is from RefSeq and is a predicted model, not a curated record. NCBI's taxonomy places the organism in Eukaryota, Euglenozoa, Kinetoplastea, Trypanosomatida, Trypanosomatidae. Gene Ontology annotation, biological process: cyclic threonylcarbamoyladenosine biosynthetic process. The transcript has a single exon. Gene Ontology annotation, molecular function: tRNA threonylcarbamoyladenosine dehydratase activity; ubiquitin-like modifier activating enzyme activity.